UAUAUGAACUCGAGUCGAGCGGCAGCUCUCAACCUUGGCCGUUGUGUAUUUAUUUCGAAUAACCCGUGUAUAAAAUUACGAUUUUUCUUUUAUUUUUAGAAACAGGCGUACGGCGGCAGUGUUCGGGGAUUAUUUUUAAAAUUAUAACUUCCGCCGUUGCUUCCAGGAUAGGUGCGGCAACGAUGCUGCGGUUUCUCUUUUUUCUCUUUUUUUAAAUGGCACAAGAUUUAUUAUUAUAAAAGCGGCGCAGCGUAGCGCGACGCUUUAGACUCGAUUCUUGGGUAAACCGUCAAUAAAAACAGGGAAAAGUGGCCGCCGCCUCUGGCCACUGGACCAGGAAAUGACUGGACUACUUCUGUCACUUCUGGCUCCACUGACUGUCACUGUGAACUGUGAUUUGUGCCGCUUGUAUAGUUUUCUUUUCAGUGAAUAAUAAUAGAAAAACUUCUUGUUUAUAGCAGGAAUCUAUUUAACAUAACCUCAUGUUUACGGGCGAACCGAUAUUACUAACAGAAACAAGAUGUUUCAGUGUAUAAUACAACAAAAGAACGGCUGGAUUCACUCUUAUAAUACCGAAAACAAGGAUGUGUUUCCAGAUAUAAGGCUUCAGUUAAAUGAACAAUUAAGAUGUCUGGAUGUACGAAUGGAAGCUCAAGUAGCUCUUCUGACAGAGUUACAGGACUUUUUCCGAAGACGUGGAGAACUCGAAUUAGAUUAUUCAAAAAAUUUGGACAAACUUGCUAAGAGCUUACAACUUAGGCAUAAAGAACAGAAACAAAAACGGGAGCAGUGGCCAUUAUUCUCAAGUUAUGCAUGUUGGCAACAAUUGGUUACUCAAACAAAAAACUUAAGCAGAGACCAUGUAGCACUCUCGGAGGUUUACUCGACUCAUUUAGUUUCGCGGUUAGGACAGGUUAUGGAUGAUGUACAACGAAUAUACAAACGGUGUCGUGAAAUUGGUUAUGAAACACACGAAGAGAUUUUGAGAGUUCUACAUGAGCUGCAUACUACUAUGAAGACGUACCAUAGCUAUCAGUCAGAAUUGAGACAGACAGAGACGAAACUUAGAGCCGCUGAGGUUCAGCGGACCAAACUUGAAGGCACACUUUCUCAUGAUAAGCUUGAAAGGUCUAAAAAAUACAAACUUAUGGAGAAAGAAGUUUCUAAGAGGAGAAGUAAGUACACAGAUGCUAAAAUUAAAGCCCUAAAGGCUAGGAACGAAUAUAUAUUAUGCUUAGAGGCCUCCAAUACCACUAUCCACAAGUAUUUUGUUGAUGACUUAUCGGAUCUUAUUGACUGUAUGGAUUUCGGAUUUCAUAAUUGUAUUUCCCGAGCACUACUGAUGCACGUAACUGCCGAAGAGGGUCGACAAAAGUCUGUACAAAGUGGACUGGACUCGCUAUCUUCCUGUAUAAAUUCACUGGACUCACGAUUGGACAAACAGCGUUUCCUCGAAUAUAACCACAGCGCUUUUAUGAUACCUAAAAAGCUUGAGUUUCAGGGCCAGAAAACUGAAGAGCCAGCCGAACCCGACAUACAGGGAGAGCUUCAUAGAGAAAUGGAGAGUAGAUUAAGUCAGCUACAGCAGAGAGUGACAUCGUUAAGGGCUGAAUCCGAAGAGGUGUGGAAGACAUUAGAGACCGCCGAGACUAGUCUAAUGGAAAUGCUAAAUGCGAAAGAUUAUGACUGCAGUGGAUAUUUUGGAGAAAAUGCUCAGUUACCUUUAAAUAAGCCGCCUGAAGCGCUGUCGAUAAAAGCCAGGGCCGAUAAGCAGGAAACCGAGGAGUUUUAUUUAACGAAAUUUCGGGAAUAUUUGUUGGGCUCGUCGAAAAUUGCUCGGUUGGACGCAAAACAAGAGUACCUAAGGCAAUCCCUUGUAACUGACGCACCCGAGUUAUGUCAGUCAAUAAUUAGUUGCAGCAGCCGACCAGUCACUCAGAUUAAAACACCAAAGCGAAAGCGAAUUGGCCGAUUGCAGCUCAGUGGUCAGCCGAAAUUAUUUGGUGGUUCAUUGGAGGAAUAUCAAGAGGCUACCAAUCAAGAUAUUCCGCUUAUUUUACGCUCUUGCAUUAGAGUUAUUAAUUUGUACGGGUUACACCAUCAAGGAAUCUUCAGAGUAUCCGGAUCUCAAGUGGAAAUUAAUAAUUUUCGAGAGUGGUUCGAACGAGGGGAAGAUCCAUUGGCAGACAUGACGGACGCCUCUGACAUUAACAGCGUCGCGGGUGUGUUUAAAUUGUAUCUCAGGGAGCUUCGGGAGCCCCUGUUUCCCAUCAUAUAUUUUGAACAGAUCAUGGAGUUGGCACAAUUGGAAAACAAACGGGAAUUCAUAAGCAAGAUGAGAGAGGUAGUGAAAAGUUUACCCAGACCGGUGAUGAUAGUAUUGAGAUACCUCUUUGCAUUUUUAAACCAUUUAUCCGAAUUCGCUGAUGAAAAUAUGAUGGACCCAUACAACUUGGCCAUUUGUUUCGGGCCCACUUUGGUGCCAGUACCGGACGAUAAAGACCAAGUGCAAUAUCAAAACCAAGUGAACGAGCUUAUUAAGAACAUCAUCAUUUUCCAUGACGAGAUCUUUCCCAAUGACGACGGGCCAGUUUACGAGAAAUAUAUAUCCACAAAUACUCAAGACGAUCAGGACGUUGGUGACUCCCCAUCUGAUCAAACUCAAGACGAUAUUGACUCUGAGGUUUGUCCCUCUGAAGAUGAUUCUGAAAAUUUAGAGGCGACAGCACAAUUCGAUUUUAUUGCAAGAUCAAACAGAGAAUUGUCCCUAAAGAGGGGUGAAACCGUGGUACUUUAUUCACAAGUCUCAAACGAUUGGUGGCGAGGAGCAGUUAAUGGCCAAGAAGGCCUUGUUCCUGACAAAUAUAUCUCUUUAAAAAUUAGAGAUGAAAGCGAACGUGAUGUAAAAGUCCUCACCGGAAGCUCAUCUGAAGAAUCGAUUAGGCGACGUCUCAGACGAGCGUCAGUCAGCUCAAACGAUUUAAAUCGAGAAACGCACUUGAAUCGUUCGGUUGUUGAACAUUCCGAACCUGCCGCUGCGCUUUCUUGGACCAGCUCAGAGCACAUAUCAAAUAGCACAAACGCAAGCGGUGACUUAAGUCAGAAUAUACGACUUCAGAAGACCUUAAGAGACAUUUCGAAAGUAAGUGAACCUGACAAUGGUACUGAAAAGGAAAAAGCCGAAAUAGACGAGUCCAAUGUAAAUUUUAACGAAAAUAGAGACUUAUGGCAGCGGAGAGCGAAUAGUGAGGCAGCAGCAGCAGCCGCCUCCUCGCACCACCCUCAAAGACAUUCUGCUGAAGUACAUAGACAAAGUCAUACGCCCGACCUCGUCAUGGAUUUACCGUUGUCUAGUUCCAUCUCCGUUUUUUCGAAUUUAUGUUUCCCGGAGGAAGCCAAGAGUAAUACGUCCCAAGAUGUCGAAAGUCCAGAAAUGACUACUGCAGCUGAGACUUUUGCUAAGCAAAAUCAAAAUACUUUAAAAAAGAAUACAAAAAUUAUGCUCGAAGAUGGGGAAUUUAUGACUAUAACAAGCCCAGCGGUCAGCAGAAAAUAUGCUACAUUAGGGAGUAGCACCGCAACUACUGCUGCUGCAACAUUAAAUUCAACGUCCACUUUUAAACCUCAACCUCCUCCUCCUCCAAUUGCUCCUAAAGAAAAACCUUUGGUAUUAAAAAAACCAGCUCAAUUUUCAGUUCCUUUAAGAACAUCUGCCUCUAUUGAAAUGGUAUACAAAAAUGAACUUCCUUCUUAGUCACUUAACUAAUUACAUAUUCCAGAGAGUUUUCUAUUAAAUUUUUGUAAUUGGAAAACAUUAGUGGAGAAUUUUUUUAAUAAUAUGUUUGUUCACUAAAUGAUGGCCUGAAUUAGCGGCAUUGAGGCUCAAACGUCGUAAAAAUUUGUAUUUUUUGUAAUUUAUUUGACCUAUACAACAAAUGAUAAGACUGGAGUAGUAAUGUCGACUGUCUUUAUAUUGGAUUGACACGAGCUUAGAUUCUUUACAAAACGUACAUUAUAUUUUAUAUAACUGUAAACAUCUGAUAACCCCUUAUACCCUUGUACAUAUCUUGGUAUAUUAGUGGCAAUCCGAUGUAAAAACAACCCAAUUAAAGUACACGUUUGUAUAUUUGUUUAACUCUGAGUAUAUAUUAAGUAUUAAUUUAAGUAGAUCUGAGUAUUUUUUACCUAAAUAUUACAAGUCCAUAACUCGUAACUAUUGAUGUUUAACAUGUAUUUAUUUCUGUUAAGAAUGCAUCACAUAUGGUUUCUGCAUGUACUAAACGUAUUUAGUAUAUGUCCUCGGGGCAUAGCGCAUAUUAUCUGUUUAUCUUAACUAUACAAUUUUAACUUUUUUUAUUUUAUAUACCGACGCGGAUAUUAACGAGAUUUAUAUAAUCAAUAAAGCUAAUAUUACUUUUA
Anthonomus grandis grandis is the source of this 4419-nucleotide messenger RNA. Its product is annotated as SLIT-ROBO Rho GTPase-activating protein 1-like. Gene Ontology annotation, cellular component: cytoplasm. Gene Ontology annotation, biological process: signal transduction; negative regulation of cell migration. The record is from RefSeq and is a predicted model, not a curated record. The transcript has 12 exons. Gene Ontology annotation, molecular function: protein binding. NCBI's taxonomy places the organism in Eukaryota, Metazoa, Arthropoda, Insecta, Coleoptera, Curculionidae. Bases 521 to 3754 code for a protein of 1077 amino acids.